Molecule: messenger RNA, 4107 nt
Organism: Akanthomyces muscarius
Lineage: Eukaryota; Fungi; Ascomycota; Sordariomycetes; Hypocreales; Cordycipitaceae
Exons: 1
Coding region: 1-4107 (1368 amino acids)
Biological process (GO): glutathione metabolic process
Cellular component (GO): cytosol
Molecular function (GO): 5-oxoprolinase (ATP-hydrolyzing) activity
Source: RefSeq, a predicted model, not a curated record
AUGGCAGAAGCCCCCAAGUCCCGCGGAAUCCGCAUUGCCAUUGACCGUGGUGGCACUUUUACCGACUGCGUCGGCGAGCACAAUGGCGAGGAAAUCAUCAUCAAGCUCCUCUCCGAGGACCCCGCAAACUACAAGGAUGCCCCUCUAGAAGGCAUCCGCCGCAUCAUGAGCCACUUCACCGGCCGAGAUAUCCCUCGCGGAGAGCCACUGGACACGUCGCAGAUUGACUCUAUCCGCAUGGGCACCACCGUCGCCACCAAUGCGCUACUGGAGCGCAAGGGCGAGCGCAUCGCCCUGAUUGUCACAAAGGGCUUCAAGGACUGCCUAACAAUCGGUAACCAGUCGAGACCGAAAAUCUUUGACCUGGCCAUCCGGAAACCGGAUGUUCUCUACGAACAAGUCGUCGAAGUGGAUGAGCGUGUCACUCUGGAAGAUUACGCCGAGGAUCCCGAGAGAACCGUGACGGAAACCGACACGGUGGCAGGCACCGAGGGCGCUCAGAGCAAGGAACUCGUUCGUGGCCUGUCAGGCGAGACGGUCAGGGUUAUGCGACGACCUAAUCAUCAAGAACUCAAGACACAGCUCAAGCAAAUAUACGACCAGGGUAUCCGAAGCAUUGCUGUGUGCCUGAUGCACGGCUACACAUUCCCUGACCACGAAGCCGCCAUCGGCAAACUUGCCGAGGAAGUUGGCUUCACUCACAUUUCUCUCAGCCACGAGCUGAUGCCCAUGAUCAAGCUGGUUCCCCGCGCAACAUCAGUCUGCGCGGAUGCCUAUCUCACCCCGACCAUCAAAAAGUACAUUGAUGGGUUCCAAUCCGGCUUUGCGGGUGGUCUCGGCACUCGCAGUGUCCAGGAGACGGACGGUCCGAGGGGCGCUCGGUGCGAGUUCAUGCAGAGUGACGGUGGCCUGGUUGAUGUUGAAAAAUUCACGGGUCUCAAGGCCAUCUUGUCCGGCCCCGCCGGCGGUGUCGUCGGCUACGCCAUCACCUCAUAUGACGAAAACACAAAGACACCCGUCAUUGGCUUUGACAUGGGCGGUACGAGUACCGACGUGUCUCGGUACGGCGAAGGCAGAUAUGAGCACGUCUUUGAGACGACAACCGCAGGCGUCACCAUACAAUCGCCUCAGCUGGAUAUCAAUACAGUUGCCGCUGGUGGUGGCUCCCGGUUGUUCUUCCGCAACGGCUUGUUCGUUGUCGGCCCAGAAUCAGCGGGCGCUCACCCCGGCCCUGCCUGCUAUCGCAAGGGUGGUCCUGCGACUGUGACCGAUGCUAACUUGUAUCUCGGACGUCUUCUUCCCGAAUUCUUCCCUAAAAUCUUUGGCAAGAAUGAAGAUGAAGGGCUGGAUGUCGAAGCCAGUCGCAAGGUUCUACAGGAGCUUGCUGACCAAGUGAACCGCGAAACUGGCAAAAACAUGACUGCCGAUGAGGUUGCGUAUGGAUUCUUGACUGUUGCCAACGAGGCCAUGACCCGUCCCAUCAGAUCCAUCACGGAAGCCAAGGGUCACGAUUCUUCCAAGCACAGACUCGCCACGUUUGGCGGUGCUGGUGGCCAGCAUGCCGUUGCUAUCGCCGAGUCGCUGGGCAUUAGUCAAAUUCUCGUUCACAGAUAUUCCUCCGUUCUGUCCGCCUACGGUAUGGCUCUUGCAGAUGUCGUUGAUGAGAGACAAGAGCCAGAGUCCUCAGUUUGGGUCGAUGGUGGUGAUGUCGUCGCGGAUCUGCAGUCCAAAAUGGAGAAGCUCAAGGAAAAGUCUCGUACCACUCUCAAGGAACAAGGCUUCGAGGCCAGCGAGAUCAUUUUUGAGGAGUACCUCAAUAUGCGCUACCGCGGUACCGAGUCAGCUCUCAUGAUUGUGAAGCCCACCGAGGCGGAAGCAAAGGAGUCCUUUGAUGGAAAAGACUGGCAGUUUGGACAAGCUUUCGUCAAACAGCACCGCUACGAGUUUGGUUUCACUCUUGACGAGCGAGAUAUUAUCGUCGAUGAUGUUCGCGUUCGUGGCAUUGGCAAGAGCUUCCGCAACAAUGAGAAGACUGUCGACGAGCAACUGAAAAUUAUCAAGCGCCAAGAUGUCGCAGAGUCGAAGCGUCAUAACACACAGCAAGUCUACUUUGAAGGUGGACGUGCUGAGACACCCAUCUACAAACUGGAGAAUCUGUCCAUCGGUGAUGUCGUACCAGGUCCUGCGAUGCUUGCUGAUGGCACCCAAACUAUUGUGGUUACGCCUCGGGCAAAGGCUCUUAUCACCGCCACACAUGUCAUCCUCGACCUACAGAAGGAGGGCACCAAGGAUGAUACCCAGAAAUCAGCCGAGCGCGAGGUUGACCCCAUUAUGUUGAGUAUUUUCGGCCAUCGCUUCAUGGCUAUUGCCGAGCAAAUGGGACGCGCUCUGCAAAAGACUAGUGUCAGUACUAAUGUCAAGGAGCGACUGGACUUUUCUUGUGCCAUUUUUGAUGCUGAAGGUGGCCUAGUCGCCAACGCUCCUCAUCUGCCUGUGCACCUGGGAUCCAUGUCGACCUGUGUCCGCCGACAAGCUGAAAUCUGGAAGGGCCGGCUGGAAAAAGGCGACGUUAUCGCUUCCAACGACCCGUCUUAUGGAGGCACACAUUUGCCCGACAUCACUCUUAUCAUGCCUGCGUUUGACGAGAGUGGUACGCGCAUCUUGUUCUAUGCCGCAUCGCGUGCACAUCACGCUGAUAUCGGAGGCAUCACUGCCGGUAGCAUGCCACCCAACUCACGCGAGCUGUACCAGGAAGGUGCUGUUUUCAAGAGCGAAAAGAUUGUCAGCAAGGGCAAGUUUGACGAGAAGCGCAUCACCGAGAUUUUGUACGAUGGGCCGGCGCAGUACCCUGGAUGCAGUGGUACUCGCUGUCUCGCCGACAAUAUCAGCGACAUGCGCGCCCAGGUCUCUGCAAACAAAAAGGGUAUUUCUCUAAUUGAGACUCUUAUCGAAGAGUACGGUGAGGAGACGGUCCAAUUUUACAUGGUCAACAUUCAGAAGAAUGCCGAGAUGUGCGUACGCAACCUACUCAAGGAUGUGUACAAACGAUUCGAAGGUCGUGAUCUGUCGGCGCUCGACUUUAUGGAUGAUGGGUCCCCCAUCCAGCUCAAGGUCAUGAUUGACCCUGAGCAGGGCGAAGCUGAGUUUGACUUUACCGGGACUGGCCCCCAGGUGUACGGAAACGUCAACGCCCCUGAGGCCAUUACAUUCAGCGCCAUCAUCUACUGCCUACGAUGCCUUGUGUCGCAAGAGAUUCCUUUGAACCAGGGUUGCCUGCGCCCCAUCCACGUCAAGAUCCCACCCAAGUCGCUCCUGUCGCCAUCGCCCGGCGCCGCCGUCGUUGGCGGCAACGUGCUCACGAGCCAGCGCAUCACCGACGUCGUCCUCAAGGCUUUUGAGGCCUGCGCCGCCUCGCAGGGCUGCUGCAACAACCUGACCUUUGGCUUUGGCGGCAACGUCACGGGUCAGAGCGCGGUGCGCGGCUUCGGCUACUACGAGACGAUUGCGGGCGGCAGCGGCGCGGGCCCGGACUGGGUCGGCACCAGCGGCGUGCACGUGCACAUGACCAACACGCGCAUCACCGAUUCGGAGAUUUUCGAGCGCCGCUAUCCCGUGCUGCUGCGCGAGUUUUCCAUCCGCGCGGGGUCGGGCGGCCGGGGACAGCACAAGGGCGGCGACGGCGUGGUGCGCGACAUUGAGUUCCGCAUCCCGCUGCAGGUGUCCAUUCUCAGCGAACGCCGUGUAUACCGGCCGUACGGCCUCAAGGGCGGCGAGGACGGCCAGUGCGGGCUGAACCUGUGGGUGCGCCGCGUGGAAAAGGCCGACUGGCAGCGCUCGAUGCAGUCGGUGCAGGAGGGCGAGACGGAGAAGGAGCGGCAGGAGAAGGAGGCGCAGGGCGUCGAGUACGAGGAGCGGUACAUCAAUAUCGGCGCAAAGAACUCGGCGGCCAUGGCCGCGGGCGACCGCAUCAUCAUCAACACGCCGGGCGGCGGCGGCUGGGGUGCGGUGGGCGAGGAGAGCGUGGCGGGCAAGGCAAAGACGGACCACACGGAUUCGUGGAAGAAGGGAAGCGGUGCGGCACGUGAUGAUGCUGCGCUGCAGGCCUAA